This is a messenger RNA of Oppiella nova, 456 nucleotides long. The record is from the annotation of a GenBank genome assembly. NCBI's taxonomy places the organism in Eukaryota, Metazoa, Arthropoda, Arachnida, Sarcoptiformes, Oppiidae.
AUCGCCUACGCGCGCGCCUACAACAGCGACCACCAGACGCAGCUGCUCGUGGAGGCGGCGCACAUGAUGUCGGAGGCCAGGUAUGCGUUGCUGGUGGUGGACAGCGCCACCGCCCUCUACAGGACCGACUUCUGCGGCAGAGGGGAACUGGCGGCCCGUCAGAUGCAUUUGGCGCGCUUCAUGCGAAUGUUGCAACGCCUGGCCGACCAGUUCGGUGUGGCGGUGCUCAUCACCAAUCAGGUGGUGGCUAAUGUGGACGCGUCGGCCGUUUUCAGCGCCGACACCAAGAAGCCGAUCGGCGGCCAUAUUAUGGCUCACGCGUCCACCACACGGCUGUACCUCAAGAAAGCGAAGGGCGAGAAUAGGGUGUGUCGAGUGUACGACAGCCCCAACCUCCCGGAGGCCGAGGCUAUGUUUAGUAUACAGUCGGAUGGCAUUCAGGACGCCAAGGAGUAG